This is a messenger RNA of Capsicum annuum, 1550 nucleotides long. Its product is annotated as monooxygenase 2. The transcript has 6 exons. The record is from RefSeq and is a predicted model, not a curated record. The coding region runs from base 74 to 1456 and encodes 460 amino acids. Gene Ontology annotation, molecular function: FAD binding. Lineage: Eukaryota; Viridiplantae; Streptophyta; Magnoliopsida; Solanales; Solanaceae.
GUCAUGGAAUACCCACUUGAUUUUCUCCUCCUGUCUUCACGUUUUCUUUCUACAAUCAAACAAACUAAUAUUCAUGGCUUUAUCCCCUUCUCACAUUUCUCUUUUUUCUUCUGACCCAUCACUUUACUUGAGAAAAAGACCAUCAUCAAUACCCCAACUACGAUGGUUACCAGCUGAAACUAGAGUUAGAGCUAGACCCUUUUCUUUAUCCAUUGUAAAUGGUCAAGCUGAUGAUAGAAAAGAAGAUAUUGUUAUUGUCGGGGCUGGAAUUGCUGGCCUUGCUACUGCUGUUUCACUUCAGAGGCUGGGUAUUAGAACAUUGGUGCUUGAGCAGGGUGAGUCACUGAGAACUGGAGGCACCUCGCUAACACUUUUCAAAAAUGGAUGGAAGGCGUUGGAUGCUAUUGGAGUUGGCAAUGAUCUCAGGAGUCAGUUUCUUGAAAUUCAAGGGAUGGCGAUAAAAUCAGAAGAUGGAAGAGAAUUGCGCUCUUUCAGGUUCAAAGAUGAGGAUGAAAGUCAAGAAGUCCGUGCUGUGGAGAGGAGAGUACUACUGGAAACACUUGCCAGUAGGCUACCACCAGAUGCUAUUUCGUUUUCCUCAAAGCUGGCAAACGUUGAAAGAAGUGAAAAUGGUGAAACCUUGUUGGAACUUGAAGAUGGUAUUCGCAUAUCUACGAAGAUAUUGAUUGCUUGUGAUGGGAUUCGAUCGCCAGUGGCCAAGUUGAUGGGGUUUCCAGAGCCUAACUAUGUAGGACAUUGUGCAUUUCGAGGCCUAGCAUAUUUCCCUAAAGGACAGCCAUUUGAACCAAAAGUAAACUACAUCUAUGGAAAAGGAGUGCGCGCUGGAUAUGUUCCUGUAUCUGAAACCAAAGUCUAUUGGUUUAUCUGCUACAAUAGCUCGUCACCAGGUCCAAAGAUAACAGAUCCAUCUAUUUUGAGACAGCAGGCGGAACAACUUGUCAAAAAUUGGCCAAGAGACCUAAUAAACCUCAUUAAUCUUACACCAGAUGACACAAUCAUAAGAACCAGCUUGGUAGAUAGAUGGCUUUGGCCCUCAAUAAGCCCUCCAGCCUCUACUGGCAGUAUUGUGCUGGUUGGCGACGCAUGGCACCCAAUGACACCAAAUCUUGGUCAAGGUGCUUGUUGUGCACUGGAAGAUUCAAUAGUUUUGACAAAAAAGCUUGCAGAAGCAAUCAAGUCAAAACGUACUUCAGUCGAGGAAGCGUUCAAAGCAUAUGGAAGUGAAAGAUGGCCCCGUAUAUUUCCAUUAACAGUACGUGCAUAUCUUGUGGGUGCGCUAUUGCAAUGGGAUAACCCAGUGAUAUGUGCCCUUAGGGAUAACAUUAUUGUACCUAAGCUGGUUAGGCUUGGACCAGUUCUGGAGCAUACUAAUUUUGAAUUUGACCCCUCCAUAAGAAACUUAGAAAAUCUUAGUUCAGUUGAUAUUGGACAAUAAAUUGCUGAUGUAUAUAACACUUAAUUGAGGUGUACAUCAAAGGUAUAAAUAUUGCUCUUUGUUAUAGUACAUACUACACCGGAGUUCCUUCUCA